Molecule: messenger RNA, 1046 nt
Organism: Pistacia vera
Lineage: Eukaryota; Viridiplantae; Streptophyta; Magnoliopsida; Sapindales; Anacardiaceae
Product: cytochrome c oxidase subunit 5b-1, mitochondrial-like
Exons: 6
Coding region: 214-720 (168 amino acids)
Biological process (GO): mitochondrial electron transport, cytochrome c to oxygen
Cellular component (GO): mitochondrial envelope
Source: RefSeq, a predicted model, not a curated record
UUAUUGAGAGGCAUCUUCAUCGCAGCCACCCCUAAAAAUUUUCUCCUUUCGUUUCACAUUAUUUCAUUUCCAACUCGUACUUCGGAAUUUAAAAGUUAAAGUGUAGAGAGAGUGACGGCGUCGUUUUCAUCUCUCCGAACACACAGAGGUGACCUGAGAUCAACACUAACGAAAGAAAACAAUUAACACAAACCCUAAUUCCAAACGACGACGAUGUGGAGAAGAAUCUGCUAUUCACGCCUCAGAACCCUAGCACUUGCUCAAGCUCAAUCUUCAUGUCGAUCUGCAUCUAUCGCUCCUACAAUCGCUCUGUCCGCUAAUCGAUCCCUCGUUUCUCCCCCAGUCUUCGCAGCUUGCCUCUUCUCCUCUGAACCAGAGACUUCUGUGAAGAAGAGGGUUGAGGAUGUCAUGCCUAUUGCUACUGGACAUGAGCGGGAGGAGCUCGAAGCUGCACUUGAGGGAAGGGAUAUUCUUGAGAUAGACAACCCUGCUGGACCAUUUGGCACUAAGGAAGCACCUGCUGUUGUCAAGUCUUACUAUGACAAGAGAAUAGUUGGCUGCCCUGGAGGCGAAGGCGAGGAGGAGCAUGAUGUUGUCUGGUUUUGGCUGGAGAAAGACAAGCCACAUGAAUGCCCAGUGUGCUCACAGUACUUUGUGCUGGAAGUGGUAGGCCCCGGUGGACCACCAGAUGGACAUGGCGAUGAUGAUCACCAUCACUGAUUGCAUCUGUUAAUUUUCCUAUUGGAAUAAAAUAUUGAGGAGUCGAUGAGGCAGUUUCCAGUAUACACUGCAGCUUCAAAAGUUGAAAAGCUCUUGUAUUGUUUGUUUUGGAUGGUCCUUAGUUCUUGUGGCUGUUGCUUUCCCAAAGUUUGGGACGGUAUCUUUUUGUGGUUAUUCAAGACACGGGUCAGUCAUCUGUUGGAACUAUGGAUCUUUUUAGGUUUCCUUUAAUGCAUUGCCAAAUAAUUAGAUGGCUACAUUUCAAUUCUUUCCUGAAACAUCUUGAUGCUAGUUUUUAAAGGAAUCAUUUUUUUGUGGUUUUAUAA